Messenger RNA from Didymodactylos carnosus, 1460 nucleotides. The record is from the annotation of a GenBank genome assembly. Lineage: Eukaryota; Metazoa; Rotifera; Eurotatoria; Philodinida; Philodinidae.
AUGUAGUAUAAGAUUCUUAUCUUAUUCUAUACGAUACCUAUAGGAAUCAUAAAUAAGAUCUGAUCUCUAGGGUAUAAUCAUGGGUGUUCUUAUAGACGAGUAAAUUAAUUGGGAAAGGAAAAUAUAUUAUUUUAAAGUUUCUUCACCACUCAAUAUCAUUCAUGGAACACGUGAUGAUAUAAAAGAUUAUGUAUGCUUUUAUUUUCGUCCUCAAACACCAAUACAAUUUAUAAAUGAAAAUUUAGGUCAAAUUGGAAAUUAUCCAAAAACAAUUUGGAAAUGAUUCCAUAUGUCCUAUUCCAAUAUUUAUAAAAAUUUCAUUAGAAGAUAUUUUUAAACAUAAUAAUAUUGAUUGGAAUAUUAGUCUUGGAAAUUUGACAAGAAAAACAACAGAAUAUGGUCAUACAAUGGAGAUAAUACGUCAAUUUGAUUUUAAUAAUGUUUAUUCAAUUACAAAAACUCCUAGAGAUUAUGUGAGUUGUCAACAAGAAUUUUUAAUUAAAUCAGAAUUAUCAUUGGAUAUUAUAGAAAAUAUUGAAAUUAUUUGUCAAGAUAUUGCAACAGUUGAAUGUCUUAAAUCUAUGUUAGAUAAUGAUAAUCAAUUUAAAACAAAAAUCAAAUAUAGUGAACAAUUAUCUAAAAGUUUAUAUUUAAAUAAAAAUCCUAAAUUUGUUCUUAGACCAUCGAAUGAAAAUCAAUAUUUAUUAAAAUUACGUAUGCCAGAACAGAAAAAAUUUGAUAAAUUAAUUUUACAAUAUUCAAAUAAAAUUAAUUAUAAUUAUACAACAAAUAGUGAUGAUUUAAAUGAUUUUUCUCAAACAGAAAAUAUUGUUACAAUUUAUGGUGAUGAACAACUAAUGGUUUUGACUGAUAUAAAAAAUAUUAAUUAUGCCAUUUAUUAUGUACAUCAAGGACAAUUAUGGUUAAUACAAGCGAAUUAUAAAAAUCCUAAAUUUACAUUACCAAUUGUAAGACAAACAUUAAAAUCAAUAUUGGAGAAUACUGAAUUAAUUCCUAAUCCAAAUCAAAUAAUUGAUACAUUAAUGAUGUUUCCUUUCUUAGAAUUUUUAUAUAAUCAAAUGAUGAAUAAUUCUGAAAGUUUAAAACAAUAUACACUAAAAAUAAUAGAAAUAUUUCAAAAAUAUUUUUUGAAACAAAAUAGACUAGUAUCUCGAAGUUUUUAUAUGUUAUUGGCUAUUCAUGCUCUUGGAUUACCACAAGCAAAAUAUGAAAAUAAAAUACACGAACAUCAACGAUUUACCAUUAAACUCAUCGAUGAAAUAAGCGAUAUUAUUCCAAUUGCUGUAUCCAUCUUAGAACAAAUGAAAACAAUGAUCAAAUCAGACAAUAUUGAAAAAUUGGUAAAUGCCGGUUUAUCAGUAAAUAUGCCUGAACCUAAUGUAAAGAAAUUAUUGGAAACAUUAUACUCAAAUUUUGCAAAUCAUGAUUGUAAUCAAUAA